This is a messenger RNA of Hevea brasiliensis (rubber tree), 2902 nucleotides long. RefSeq lists its product as uncharacterized. NCBI's taxonomy places the organism in Eukaryota, Viridiplantae, Streptophyta, Magnoliopsida, Malpighiales, Euphorbiaceae. The record is from RefSeq and is a predicted model, not a curated record. Gene Ontology annotation, biological process: guanosine tetraphosphate metabolic process. Gene Ontology annotation, cellular component: chloroplast. The transcript is spliced from 17 exons. Bases 49 to 2694 code for a protein of 881 amino acids.
UAACGAACCCCAACCAACCAACCAACAAAAAAUCAUUUCUUAAUUUCAAUGCGCUUCUCUUCCUCUUCCUCUCCAUCUCCAUGCCAUACCCGAUCCUCCGAUAUGUUUGCCCAGAAAACCUCUCCUUUUCUUCAAAUAUUUCAUUUCCACCCCUUCUAUUUCCGCAAUACAUCUCAUAAUUCCUACAAAUUCCGCUGCCUUCUCCACCAGAUUGUCCCCAAAUUCGCUGUCUCCUCCUCCCUCUCCUCCGUAUUCACCUCCGGUAACAUCAUCGCCGCCGCCGCUGCCGCCUCCUCCGGUUCCGGCUCCCUCCAUGGCGCUGUUACGUCUGCGAUUACGCAGGUCGCUGUCACCGCCGUCGCUAUUGCCUCUGGUGCUUGCCUUUCCACUAAGGUUGAUUUUUUAUGGCCUAAAGUGGACGAACAACCAGGUUCUUUUAUUGUGGAUGGAGUCGAUGUGACUGGGUAUCCUAUAUUUAGCGAUUCAAAGGUGCAAAAGGCUAUUACUUUUGCUAAAAAGGCUCACCAUGGGCAAUUUCGGAAAACAGGAGACCCUUAUUUGACUCAUUGUAUCCACACAGGAAGAAUCCUAGCAAUGCUGGUUCCUUCAACUGGCAAAAGGGCUGUUGAUACGGUUGUGGCUGGGAUUCUUCAUGAUGUGGUGGAUGAUACAUAUCAAAGUUUAAAUAGUAUAGAAGAAGAGUUUGGCGAAGAUGUGGCAAAAUUGGUAGCUGGUGUUUCCAGAUUAAGUUAUAUAAAUCAGCUGCUACGGAGACAUCGCAGGAUAAAUGUGAACCAGAGUACCCUUGGUCAGGAAGAGGCAAAUAAUUUACGAGUUAUGCUGUUGGGCAUGGUUGACGAUCCACGAGUGGUGCUCAUCAAGCUUGCAGACCGUCUUCACAACAUGAGGACCAUUUAUGCUCUGCCACCACUGAAGGCUCAAGCUGUUGCACAGGAGACCUUACUUAUUUGGUGCUCACUUGCUUCCAGAUUGGGUUUGUGGGCAUUGAAAGCUGAACUAGAAGAUUUAUGCUUUGCAGUUCUUCAGCCUCAAUUGUUUCGGAAGAUGCGGGCCGAUCUGGCUUCCAUGUGGAGCUCUAGCAGCAGAGCUGGAUGUCCAAGAAGAACAUCUAACAAAUCUGGCUCGCCACCUUUGGAUGAGAAAAAUUUGACUUCUGAUAAUGAAGAUUCUUUGGGUUUCAAUGAAGAUAUCUCAAGAAUGAAGGAUCUUUUGGAGGCAGUAAUACCUUUUGAUAUAUUGUUGGAUCGGAAAAGAGGGGCCAUAUUUCUUAACAAUCUUGGAAAAACAUCAGAGACUCAAAAAAGACCAAAGGUUGUUCAAGAUGCAGGAAUUGCUCUAGCAUCUCUUAUUGCUUGUGAGGAAGCACUUGAGAGGGAGCUAUUUAUAUCUACUUCUUAUGUUCCAGGGAUGGAAGUGACGUUAUCUAGUCGACUAAAAAGCUUGUUUAGUAUCUACAGUAAGAUGAAGCGGAAAGAUGUUGGCAUCGAUAAAGUAUAUGAUGCUCGUGCACUGAGGGUAGUUGUAGGAGACAAGAAUGGAACUUUAAAUGGACCAGCAAUUCAGUGUUGUUACAGUCUUCUUGACAUACUGCAUAGGCUGUGGACCCCCAUUGAUGGUGAAUUUGAUGAUUACAUUGUUAACCCAAAACCCAGUGGAUAUCAGUCUCUGCACACAGCAGUAAAAGGUCCCGAUUGUGCACCUUUGGAAGUUCAGAUAAGAACACAGAAAAUGCACGAGUAUGCUGAGCACGGACUUGCAGCACAUUGGCUUUAUAAAGAAACUGGAAACAGGUUGCCUUCUGUAAAUACUUUGGAUGACUCUGAAACUGAAGCAUCUUCCUUUCUCUCCAAAGAAAUUGAGGAUCAUAAUUCCAUAGAAGAUGAUCAGUUUCAGAAAUACAGAUCCCUGAAAGUGGGUCAUCCAGUCCUUAGAGUUGAAGGAAGUCAGUUACUUGCUGCUGUUAUAAUCAGAGUAGAUAAGGAUGGAAGAGAAUUGCUAGUUGCUGUGAGUUUUGGACUGGCGGCUUCUGAAGCAGUAGCUGACAGAAGAUCUUCUUUCCAAAUAAAGCGGUGGGAAGCUUAUGCAAGAUUGUACAAAAAGGUCUCAGAUGAGUGGUGGUUUGAGCCAGGACAUGGGGACUGGUGUACUUGCCUUGAGAGGUAUACGCUUUGUCGAGAUGGUAUGUACCAUAAGCAAGAUCAAUUUGAGCGCCUGUUACCAACCUUCAUUCAGGUUAUUGACUUGACAAAGCAAGAAGAAUCUGAAUAUUGGGCAGUUGUAGCUGCUGUUUUUGAGGGCAAACCUGUUGAUUCUGUUGAAUCCAGGCCAACCUUAGUUUCUGUUGCUUCCAAUUCUAUUGAGGCUAGCAUCAACAAUAAGAUCCGACUAUUGAGGACAAUGCUUCGAUGGGAAGAGCAGCUACGCUCUGAAGCAAGUCUUGGACAACCGAAGUACGUUAGAAAGUGGCACUGUAAUGCAGAUUCUAUUGUUCUUGGUGAAGUGGUAAUCAUUUGUUGGCCCCAUGGUGAGAUAAUGAGAUUAAGGACUGGUAGCACUGCUGCAGAUGCUGCUAGAAGAGUAGGACUCGAAGGCAAGCUGGUUUUGGUGAAUGGUCAGCUUGUAUUACCAAAUACUGAGCUCAAAGACGGCGAUGUGGUUGAAGUCAGAGUGUAAAUAUACUCCUCCAAGCUUAACUGAUUAGUGUAGAUAGCAUCGUACAACAGAAUCCAUUGCCAUUCUAAUUAUCACAUCAUUUGACAUGCAUAGUUCAAUUGAAGUAGUUAGGCUACCAUUCAAUUUUAUCAUGUAAAUGGGCUUUGAAUGUUUCAUCGCUGUAAAUAUUGGUAAAUUUUAUAGCAGUAAUAGAAGAAAAUUUUGGAAA